AUGGAAAUUGGAAAGGCGUUUCGAGCUCUCGCCUAUAAUGGCAUCCGAGCCGCUCCAGUCUGGAGCUCCUCAAGCCAAUCAUUCACUGGCAUGCUGACUGUGACAGAUUUUACACUUAUGCUUAACGUAUGCUGGCGCCAGUUGGCAGCCGCUCGAAUGAGCGGAACUGGUAACGAUGCUGGAGCUGGCGUCUUCAUUGAUUCCCCACCGACCACUCGAGCUACCAGGACCAAGUACAAGACAAAUCAAGUCAGCACCAGUCUGCCGUCUUCUCCACGGGGAUCAUUAAUCGAACCUAGUGCAGACCAAACCUCCCAAGUCUCGGCUACGGCAUCAGGGACAGUUAGCAGACCUGCUGGGUGCAGUCACUGGAUUAAUUUGACUCUAGACGACCUUGAGACACUUACUGUGGAAAGAUGGAAAGGUAUUAACGCGGACUAA
Molecule: messenger RNA, 441 nt
Organism: Protopolystoma xenopodis
Lineage: Eukaryota; Metazoa; Platyhelminthes; Monogenea; Polystomatidea; Polystomatidae
Source: the annotation of a GenBank genome assembly